This is a messenger RNA of Cyclopterus lumpus (lumpfish), 1675 nucleotides long. It is a transcript of the gene arl2bp, whose product is annotated as ADP-ribosylation factor-like 2 binding protein. Bases 226 to 813 code for a protein of 195 amino acids. Lineage: Eukaryota; Metazoa; Chordata; Actinopteri; Perciformes; Cyclopteridae. The transcript is spliced from 7 exons. Gene Ontology annotation, biological process: maintenance of protein location in nucleus; positive regulation of tyrosine phosphorylation of STAT protein. The record is from RefSeq and is a predicted model, not a curated record. Gene Ontology annotation, cellular component: mitochondrial intermembrane space.
GCCGUUAAUUUAUCUGAAGGGGGUGUAAAGUGCAAAAUACAGCGAACAAACUAACUGCUGCUGACGCAUUAACGUUAAUUCAAGGCUAACAUGUUAUAACGUUGACUAACGCUAGCUAACUACCUGUUAGCUUACAGAGCUAGCGUUCACUAGCUAGCUAGCGAACAGCUCAUAUCCUUCAGUGAAGACAACACCAGCUGGGCCGGCAGGCAGCCUUGUGAGGGAAUGAAAUAUCACGUUUGUUGGGGGAAAAGGCAUUUUCUAACCUCAGAUGUCCGAGGCUGUGGAGAGGAAGAUAACAUCGUAGAAAUGGUUGACAUGGGAGAAGAACACUUUGCUAUUUCCAGUUCCUCAGCUGCAGACGCAGCUUUUGAUGGCAUUAUUGGCUGCAUAGAGGACAUCAUCAUGGAGGAGGAGUUCCAGCAGCUUCAGCAGAGCUUCAUGGAGAAACACUACCUGGAGUUUGAGGACUCUGACGAGAACAAGCUCAGUUACACACCCAUCUUUGACAAAUAUGUUGACCUGCUGGAGAAACAUCUGGAGCAGCAGCUGAUGGAGAGGAUCCCCGCCUUCAACAUGAAUACUUUCAUAAAGAGGCUCAUGCAACACAAAGAAGAGGUGCCAGGUGACAUCUUUGACAUGCUGCUGACAUUCACUGACUUCAUGGCUUUUAAGGAGAUGUUUCUGGAAUACAGAGCAGAUAAGGAGGGCCAAGGUCUGGACCUGAGUCAAGGACUGGUGGUCACAUCUCUGAUCCCUGCUGGGUCCAAACACAACAGCACCACCACUGAACCGCAGUUCACAAACAUUUGAAUUGCCUCCUCUUUAUGUUUAUGUAACAUUUUGUUAACGAACCUUCAGAAAGUUACGGUUAGCUUGUGGUCACUUUUUUGGGAGGCUUUGUUCUAACGUUGAGCUGCUUGAUACAUCUACAGCCUGUGACGAAAGGACCCCGAACAUCAAAAUCAUAUGCAGUCCUCUGUGUUUUAUGUGUUGGCUGGGAUGGCGUGUGUGUUCAAGAGGUUCUUUGUAGUUAAAGAGUGAACAUGGAAAGUGGCUUCUUUCCUCUACCCUAACCACUGCACCGGACAGACAUGACUACUUGAAAUAUUCAAAGGUUUUUUAAUUAAAAUUUGCAGGUGAGAGGCCAAAUCCCGAGAUUACAAAUGAACGUAUCUACGUUUGCAUCUAUUAGAUCUGCCUGGUUGGGGAGAAGGAACCCAGUUCUGGGGCUGGUACUAGAUUUGUGUUUGUGUUUUUCAGUUCAUCCUACUGGUUCUUAUGUAAAAGGCAUCAGCAGGGGAAACAAUUUAAUAUUAUUGAAUGUUUGGCUCCCUUUGCCUGGAAUGUGUUUUUCAUAUGAUUAUAGCAGAAUUAAUAUGUUUUUUAUAAAGUUUUAAAUUAUUUGGUCAGUUUGAAAACUCAUUGCAUUGAGUUCUGUGCCUGUGAAAGUGAUUUUUUUUUAAAAUGUAUUAAGUGAUUGUGUGACGUGUGCAUGUGUCUGCAAUGCAAAAUACGACCUACAGUAUAGUUUUCAGUGCAAUGUCAAAGUAUUUUCUAUUCUUCUUAAUAUGACAGCUGUAAUUGUAAACAUAAAAGUAUGUCACUGUUGAAACACUGUUGAUGGAUCAUUUGUUAGUAAAGAGAUAUUUUAAAUAAACAGGUGCAAUCCUUA